AUGGGUCUCAGGCACUCCGAGGACAAAGACGGCGCCAGCAUCGAUGUCAAGGACGUAGAGGCGACGCAUGUCGAGGCCGCGGGCGGCGCCGCGCGCGUGCUCGAGAUCGGUACCUUUCGCGUCACGGGCUUGAGCACCGAGGACGCCGAGUUCUUUCAGGCGUUCCCAGAGGAAAAGAUUAGGAAGGUGUUCAGAAAGGUUGAUGUGCGUCUCGUGCCCAUGCUGGCCGCGCUUUAUCUCAUCUGCCAUAUCGACCGGGCCAAUAUCGGCAAUGCGAAGAUCGAGGGCAUGAUCGAGGAUCUGGGGAUGACGGGCGUGCAGUAUAACAUCGUCCUAUCGAUCUUCUUCAUCCCCUACGUCCUCUUCGAGAUCCCUUCCAACAUGGUGCUCAAGAAGUUCAAGCGGCCGUCGACCUAUCUGGGCAUCCUGGUGGUCAGUUGGGGUAUCGUCAUGACUCUGACCGGCAUCGUGCAGAACUUUGCCGGCCUGAUGGUGACUCGCGUCCUCCUCGGUGUCUUCGAAGCCGGUUUCUUUCCCGGCGCCAUCUACCUUUGCUCCUACUGGUACAUGCCCAAAGACCUCGCCACACGCAUCUCCUACUUCUACUGCGCCUCCGCCCUCUCCGGCGCCUUCUCGGGCCUGCUCGCCGCCGGCAUCGCGCAGAUGGACGGCGUCGCCGGCCUGCAAGGCUGGCGCUGGAUCUUCCUGCUCGAAGGCAUCGCGACCGUCUGCCUCGGCGUCGGCUGUUUCUUCUUACUGAUUGAUACGCCCGCGCUGAGUUCGCGCUGGCUGGAGCCGGAUGAGAUUCGGUACUUGGAGCUGUCGAUGUUCAUCAAGCAGGGUGGCGCAUUCUCGGAUGAGUCUGGUGGGAAGAUGCGGGAUUUGGUGAAGGUGUUGAAGAAUUGGAGGGUGUAUGUGCAGGCGUACUUUUUGAUCUGUCAGAGUGCCUUGUCGUAUGGCAUCAAGUUCACUCUCCCCACCAUCACGAAAGCCAUGGGUUUCAGCUCCACUAACGCACAACUCACCUCGGCCCCGCCCUAUGUCGUCGCCGCCAUCUCAGCCAUCCUCUUCGCGCGCCUCUCGGAUCGGUACUACCGGCGAAUGCCAUUCGUCGCCAUUCCCAUGGCCAUUGUGACGGUCGCGUACUCGAUCCUCACCUCACUGGACGGCGAACUUCAAGCCAAACGCGGCGUGGCUUACUUCUCCAUCUUCCUUGCGAUGGCUGGCAUUUACCCGAUCCAGAGUGCCGCAGCGUCCUGGAACGCCAACAACUUGGCACCCUCGUCCCGCCGCGCCAUCGGCAUCGCGCUCAUGAACUGCGUAGGGAAUGUCGGGGGCAUCGUCGGAAGCUACAUGUUCCUCGAGUCUGAGAACCCCAAGUAUCCUACCGGGUUCGGGCUCAGUUUGGCUUUCGGCGGCUCUGGACUCAUUGUUGCUCUGCUCCUUGAGUGGAGCUACAGGGUUGCGAAUGCCAGGAAGGCGAAGCUUGUGGACGAGUACAAAGCCAAGUAUACUGAGGAGGAGCUGUUUGACAUGGGAGACAAGAGUCCGCUUUUCAAGCAUGUCUUGUAA
Messenger RNA from Cyphellophora europaea CBS 101466, 1572 nucleotides. RefSeq lists its product as uncharacterized. Bases 1 to 1572 code for a protein of 523 amino acids. Gene Ontology annotation, biological process: transmembrane transport. The record is from RefSeq and is a predicted model, not a curated record. NCBI's taxonomy places the organism in Eukaryota, Fungi, Ascomycota, Eurotiomycetes, Chaetothyriales, Cyphellophoraceae. The transcript is spliced from 6 exons. Gene Ontology annotation, cellular component: membrane. Gene Ontology annotation, molecular function: transmembrane transporter activity.